This is a messenger RNA of Monodelphis domestica (gray short-tailed opossum), 1688 nucleotides long. RefSeq names its product BCL2 related protein A1 (gene BCL2A1). Gene Ontology annotation, cellular component: mitochondrial outer membrane. Lineage: Eukaryota; Metazoa; Chordata; Mammalia; Didelphimorphia; Didelphidae. Gene Ontology annotation, molecular function: BH domain binding; channel activity. Gene Ontology annotation, biological process: mitochondrial fusion; release of cytochrome c from mitochondria; extrinsic apoptotic signaling pathway in absence of ligand. The record is from RefSeq and is a predicted model, not a curated record.
UCUGCAUUUUGAACUUUCAUUUACAGCCUACACAGGAAAACUGAAAACAUAUAAAAGUCCUCUGUGAUGCAAACAAAAAUUCCACCUGCCCCCACAGCAGGAUAUUUUAUAUUUCAUGAGCAGUGAGCUCUUUCUUCAAAUUGUCUCAGAAGCUUUGAAGGGAUAAAACCCAAAAUUUGACUCUCUUGUUUGACAUGGAUGAUUACGAGUUCCAUUAUGUUCACAUGUUAGCUCGGGACUACUUGAAGCAUGUUCAACAGACACCACCACUGGGAUCAUGUCUAAAUAAGACAUCUCAAAUUCUACAAAAGGUUGCUUUCUCUGUCCAACAAGAAGUAGAAAAGGAUAUGGAAACAUGCUUGAGCACUUUGGACAUCGUUUCUGUAGAGUCUGCCAGAAGAAUUUUCAAUAGUGUUAUGAAGAAGGAAUUUGAGGAUGGCAUCAUUAACUGGGGACGGAUUGUCACCAUAUUUGCUUUUGGGGGAAUUCUCAUCAAGAAGCUUCUGAGACAUAGAGCUCCACUGACUAUGGGCACUCAGGAAGAAAUUUCUCAUUUUAUUGCCGAGUUCAUAAUGAACAAUAUAGCAGAGUGGAUAAGACAAAAUGGAGGAUGGGAAAAUGGCUUUGUAAAGAACUUUGAACCUAAUACAGUGUGGCCGAACUUCACAGAUAUUUCAACAAAGAUCUGGGGCAUAUUUUCCUUUCUGAAGUAAUAGUUUUUGAUGGAAAAGAAUUAACAUGUACUGUGACAUCUGCCUAUCCCAAAACACCGGACUCUAGUCAAGGUUUACUUCUUUAAGGCAACUUUGUGGACAUGACUAGUCUUUUGGAGAUCUUUGACAAUUAAAAUAACCAACAUUUUCAUUAACAAACUGUGGGUACACAUUUAUACAUUUGGACUAUUUUGUAUAGUAUAUAAAAAUAUACUAUUUUGCAUUGAAUAGAAGCUUACAUCCUGAGUUUGUAGUAGAGUAUGGCAAAAUACAAAUGGGGUUUUUUUUUUAAUCACCUUAGUGAAUGUUCAGUUGACAGUUCAGUUGACAUCAAGCCUUUAAAGUAAUUAUCAAUAAACAUUUAUUGAUAUGUUACUUCUGUAUACUACUCUACUAUUACAAUCUUCCUUGAAGAAAGAGCAAAUUAUGUUAUUUACAAACGUCUUCAAAGAUUGUCAAAUAAAGUUCCUUUUCAUAGAAGCCAAUUCCCUACUGUCUGGUCCCACUUUGUCUUUUCUAGUUUUAGCUCAAACUAUUCCUCUCUAUGUGUUUAUUCUAAGAUCUAGUCAAACUUGACUAAAUAUGCUUUUCUAUCUCUUUAGAGGCAGCUGGUGGCUCAGUGGGCAUUUUGCUGGGCCUCAAGUCAGGAAUACCUGGGUACAAAUUUGGUAUCAGAUACUGGCUAUGUGACUCUGGACAAGUCAUUUUACUUUUGUCUGCCUAGAUUUCCUCAAGUGUAAAAUGAUGAUAAUAAUAGUUACCUACCUUCUAGGAUCCAUUGUACCUAGUAUAACCACAAGAUUGUUGUGAGAUUCAAAUGAGGUAUUUGUAAAGCAUUUAGCACAGUGCCUGAUACUUGCUAGAUACUUAAUAAAUGUUUUUCUCUUUCCUGCCUUCCUUGUUUUUGCUCAUGCUACUAUUUUAUUUCCUUAAAUUGUUAGCCAAACCUUAAAAGUCAACUCAAAUGCUAGUCUU